Messenger RNA from Phaethon lepturus (White-tailed tropicbird), 958 nucleotides. RefSeq names its product glioma pathogenesis-related protein 1-like. The transcript has 6 exons. NCBI's taxonomy places the organism in Eukaryota, Metazoa, Chordata, Aves, Phaethontiformes, Phaethontidae. Gene Ontology annotation, cellular component: extracellular region. The record is from RefSeq and is a predicted model, not a curated record. Bases 83 to 958 code for a protein of 291 amino acids.
GCAGAGCCGCUUGCCAGUAUUAGCUCCACCUAAAAGAUUUUUAAAAACUUAAAAAAAAUAGUACUGAAGGCAUUGAAGAAUUAUGAAAAUCACAUUUUUCUUUGCUGCGUUGUUCUUACUGGAUCUCUUCGCUUGCUGUCAUGCUUAUCCACAGUAUCCCUUGCCUGACAUAGAAGAUGCAAAGUUCAUUGAAGACUGUGUGAGAGCUCACAACAGGUUUCGAGCCAAAGUGAAUCCACCAGCCAGCAAUAUGUUUCGCAUGUCCUGGGAUGCUGCUUUAGCUAAAACUGCCAAAGCCUGGGCAAAGAAGUGCAAGUUUAAGCACAAUAGCUACCUUAAAAUGCCAAGGAAGGUGCACCCUACUUUUACUCCUGUUGGAGAAAACAUCUGGACUGGCACAGCCACCAUCUUCUCUGUGGAUGCAGCCCUCAGUGGCUGGUUUAAUGAAGUCAGCAGCUAUGAUUUCAACAGCAACAGCUGUACUGAUAUGUGUGGUCACUACACCCAGGUUGUUUGGGCAGAGAGUUACAAAGUUGGCUGCGCAGUUCACUUCUGCAAUACAGUUGAAAAUUUUCCAGGACUCUUCAGAGCAGCACAUUUUGUUUGUGACUAUGGGCCAGCAGGGAAUUACCCGAGAAAACCAUAUAAAGCAGGACAACCAUGCAGUGGAUGCAGGAAUGAGAAGUGUGUAGACAGGCUCUGUGAAAAUACAGAACGUGAGAAGCUGAUAAAUUAUGCCUACUGGUAUCCAGACUGGGAUACACAGCCCCAGCCACCGCGGCCCCGUCCUCCCAGGCCUCCCGCGCCGCCGUAUAUCCCACCUGCUGAGCAUCCGCGUCCCUCCUGUGACCAGUACUGCCUUACUGUGUCAAUUUUAAGGCCACUGCUUUUGGUACUGAGUACUGGUGCUGUUCUUUUAGUACAACAGUGGUUUCCACACACUUUUUUUUAUGAGUGA